This is a messenger RNA of Oncorhynchus gorbuscha (pink salmon), 4553 nucleotides long. RefSeq lists its product as uncharacterized. Gene Ontology annotation, cellular component: nucleus; cytoplasm. The record is from RefSeq and is a predicted model, not a curated record. NCBI's taxonomy places the organism in Eukaryota, Metazoa, Chordata, Actinopteri, Salmoniformes, Salmonidae. Gene Ontology annotation, biological process: mitotic cell cycle; intracellular signal transduction; protein phosphorylation. The coding region runs from base 171 to 4286 and encodes 1371 amino acids. The transcript is spliced from 17 exons. Gene Ontology annotation, molecular function: histone H3T3 kinase activity; ATP binding.
GAAAACGGAAUAAAGUAUUAUAUUUCAUCCCGUAACUAAAUAAAUUAUUUUUUUUAGCUUUAAAUCAAAAAAUAUAAAAAGGUGUGAUAACGGAUAGAGACGGUUACCACGGUAAUGUUUGAGUUCGUCGGUUCCCGAUCUUCUUGUUGGUGAAAAAAAAAAGAGUAAAGAUGAACCGAGCAGGCCGCCCGUUGUUCAUGAAGACCUACGGCAAACAGAACCGGAAGUUGGAGGCCUGGAUCUCCCCUGACAACCGAAAACAGGUUUUCGCCAGCACCUCUUCCUCUGACCUGUCCAUCGCUGAGCCCUCCAGCCCCAAACCCCCGGCCAAAAGAGGGAGAAAGAGAAGUACAGCAGAUAUCAGUAGAGCGCUGCGACUAGCUAAGACCAAUGCACUGUCCUGUCUGAGAGAGCAGGACAGUGAUGAAGAGAACAUCUUCAUCGUCCCUCCCCAGCAGCAGAGCAACAACACAGUCAGGAAGCCAUUCUUGAGGCGUGCUGGUCGGAAGGCCCGGCGUAUUGUGAGCUCCAGUGAGAGUGAUGGAGAGACAACGACCACCAGACAACUCAACCCGAAACGCUCGAAACACACCACAGCGAGAGACAGGACACACACACAUCCGUCUCCAGUUUUGGUUCCAGGGAAGUUUGUGACUCAUCGUAGGGGCGCAACAACCGCCAAACACAAAGCCCCCAAGAGGAAACUCAGUGUCCUGCUAGCCCAGCUCAGCCUCAACUCCUCCGAUGACUUCGUCCAGGGUGGAAGAGAAGUACGGGUCCAGCGUUCCUUCCCUCGCCGUGCCAAACAGGGGCGGGCCCUGGCCAACGCUGACAGCUCAUUGGUCGACCUGGGUAACAGCGGAGUAACCAACAGUAACGGUUUCCUGCGAGACAUCUCUCUGAACGAGUCGCCCGAGCGCUCCUGCCACAGGAAACCUCUCUUCUCCUCCACCCCCAGCUCACGUUCCCUCCCUCCUCCUCCUCCCUCCUUCGUCCGUCCACCCAACCUCGCCAGUGACAUCAUCUCUCUGAACACCACCCAGGAGGAGGAGCUCGAUGUACCAGAGGACCGCGUCUCUCUCACAGAGCUGCGCCAGGCAGUGGGACAACCAGAGGUAGGAAACCGUGAAGAGCUGACUCCCCGUGGAUCAACCAGUCUGAGGAGUAUCGGGAGCCGGAAUGGAGGCUCUGCGAUCCAAGAUGGCGUCGGUGAGCAGCCGAGCCCGGAGCUGUUCUCCGCGGUUGCCUGUGAGCAGACUGACCCGGACAGGACCGGGGAGGAAACUGAGGACGGCGGCCAUUUUGUGUCGGCGGCGGUGGGACAGGAUUGGCUGGCCGAGGUCGUGAAGGCGAGGUGUCUGACACAGUGCUGUGUCGUACGGCUAGAGAGAGUGCACAAACUGCACGGCGACACCACAUGUUCGCCCUGCGUCGACCGGACACGGUCCCAUGACAACGGGCGGUCGGUUGACCACGUGCGCUCGGCGACCAGGGGUCAGUCCAUCGACCAGACACGGUCACAUGACAACGGGCGGUCUGUCGACCACGUGCGCUCGGCGACCAGGGGUCAGUCCAUCGACCAGACACGGUCACAUGACAACGGGCGGUCUGUCGACCACUCGGAGAUCUGGGAUUCCUCUAGAGACCGCACAGGGUCAGUGACUGAAGGGCAGUCCAUCGACCACUCGGAGAUCUGGGAUUCCUCUAGAGACCACACAGGGUCAGUGACUGAAGGGCAGUCCAUCGACCACUCGGAGAUCUGGGAUUCCUCUAGAGACCACACAGGGUCAGUGACUGAAGGGCAGUCUAUAGACCGUGCGGUCAGCGACAGCGGUCAGUCUCUGGGCCGUAACGGGUCUGUCAGCCGGACCAGUGACGAACCUGUCAGGGUGAAGCAGAGACUGACCACACACUGUGAGGUACAGCUUGGGAGGCUGACCGUAACUCGACUCCACAGAGAGACCAGCCUGACCGUAACCCGACCCCACAGAGAGACCAGCCUGACCGUAACUCGACCCCACAGAGAGACCAGCCUGACCGAAACUCGACCCCACAGAGAGACCAGCCUGACCGUAACUCGACCCCACAGAGAGACCAGCCUGACCGUAACUCGACCCCACAGAGAGACCAGCCUGACCGUAACUCGACCCCACAGAGAGACCAGCCUGACCGUAACCCCGACCCCACAGAGAGACCAGCCUGACCGUAACUCGACCCCACAGAGAGACCAGCCUGACCGUAACUCGACCCCACAGAGAGACCAGCCUGACCGUAACUCGACCCCACAGAGAGACCAGCCUGUUGUCCAGGACAGUCUCGUUCCUAAAGACCACGUUCCCAGGGACAAGGACAGUCUCGUCCCUAAAGACCACGUUCCCAGGGACAGUCUCGUCCCUAAAGACCACGUUCCCAGGGACAGUCUCGUUCCUAAAGACCACGUUCCCAGGGACAGGGACCAGUCAGGGACAGUCCCUAAAGACCACGUUCCCAGGGACAGUCUCGUCCCUAAAGACCACGUUCCCAGGGACAGUCUCGUUCCUAAAGACCACGUUCCCAGGGACAGUCUCGUUCCUAAAGACCACGUUCCCAGGGACAGUCUCGUCCCUAAAGACCACGUUCCCAGGGACAGUCUCGUUCCUAAAGACCACGUUCCCAGGGACAGUCUCGUUCCUAAAGACCACGUUCCCAGGGACAGUCUCGUUCCUAAAGACCACGUUCCCAGGGACAGUCUCGUUCCUAAAGACCACGUUCCCAGGGACAGUCUCGUUCCUAAAGACCACGUUCCCAGGGACAGUCUCGUUCCUAAAGACCACGUUCCCAGGGACAGUCUCGUCCCUAAAGACCACGUUCCCAGGGACAGUCUCGUCCCUAAAGACCACGUUCCCAGGGACAGUCUCGUUCCUAUAGAGCACGUUCCCAAGGACAAAGACAGUCUCGUCCCUAAAGACCACGUUCCCAGGGAAAACCCCCACAGUAGGAAGGUGGGAGGAGCUCCUAUAGAGCGGGAGAGGCCCGCCACCAGUAGGAAGGUGGGAGGAGCUCCUAUAGAGCGGGAGAGGCCCGCCACCAGUAGGAAGGUGUGUGUGAGCGCGUUCCUGACUCCGAAGAGGCCUCUCUACCUGCUGUCCUCUCCUGAGGCGGAGCUAGGUGAUGUCAGUCAAAAACUGUUCUCCACACCCCGCCGCACGCCCCGCCCACCAAACCUCCGCUCAACGAUACGGGGGAGCACUCCUCUGAGUGUGUAUUCGUUAGCCGGAGAGCUGUCUGAUGACCAGAAGGUCUUUUCGGAGUGUAACCAGACAGGACCUCUGAGCUUCCAGGACUGUCUCCCAGCAGCCAGGAUGAAGCUGUGUCGGAAGGUCGGAGAGGGGACCUUCGGAGAGGUCUUCAGUACCACCAACACCUCUGGAGACGCCGUCGCUCUCAAGAUUAUCCCAGUAGAAGGAUGUGACCAGGUGAAUGGAGAAGAACAGAAAACCUUUGGAGAAAUCCUCCACGAGAUUAUCAUCUCCAAGGAGCUGAGCAGUCUAAAGGAGAAGAAACACAACCAGACCACUGGCUUCAUCGGACUAAAGGAUCUACACUGUGUCAAGGGCUGCUACCCUCCAAGCCUGCUAAAAGCCUGGGACUCCUUCAACACACAGAGAGGAUCAGAGAAUGACCGGCCAGAUUUCUUCAAUGACGAGCAGCUGUUUCUGAUCCUGGAGUUUGAGUUUGGAGGCAGAGACCUGGAGAACAGUAAUGGACAGCUGGCGUCGGUGAUGGUGUCUAAGAGUAUCCUCCAUCAGGUGACUGCUGCUCUGGCUGUGGCUGAACAGGAGCUCUGCUUUGAACACAGAGACCUCCACUGGGGUAAUGUGUUGGUCCAGUCCACUAAGGAGAAGGAGGGGAGUUUCCUCCUCAAUGGAACAAACCAUUCCUUAGAGACCAGGGGGGUGAGCGUACGCAUCAUCGACUACUCCCUCUCCAGGCUCGAGAUCGAUGGUCUCACCGUGUCCUGUGACAUCUCAGAGGAUGAGGAGUUGUUCCAGGGCCAUGGAGACCUGCAGUUUGACAUCUACAGACUCAUGAGACAGGAGAACGUUAACAAGUGGGGUGACUACCAGCCCCACUCCAAUGUGUUGUGGCUCCACUACCUGAGCUCCAAGCUGCUGACUAUGACCUAUAAAGGUCGAGGGGGGCGGGGUGUCAAGCAGGCCAGGUUGGACCUGCAGCGUUUCCACGACGAUGUCCUCACCUUCCGAUCUGCCUCUGACAUACUGUACAACUGUGGCCUGUUCCAAUGAGAAAGUGUGUGUGUGUGUGUGUGUGUGUGUGUGUGUGUGUGUGUGUGUGUGUGUGUGUGUGUGUGUGUACUGCCACAUAUUGUUGUUGUUAGCUUGGUUAGCGGGAUGCUAAGUGGUUAGCUAUAGUAUUGUGUAGGAUCCAGUCGUAACCUUUUUUGGAGGUGAACUCUUCUUGUGAACAAUAUUUAUAAACCCAGAAGACUAAUGGCUUUGUAUUCUAAAAUUAAAAAGGGGUUUUGUUAUUAAACGUUGAAUAUAAUCAAUGAC